This is a messenger RNA of Trichomonas vaginalis G3, 624 nucleotides long. Its product is annotated as phage tail repeat-like family. NCBI's taxonomy places the organism in Eukaryota, Parabasalia, Trichomonadida, Trichomonadidae. The transcript has a single exon. The annotation marks the transcript as partial. The record is from RefSeq and is a predicted model, not a curated record.
AUAUUGAACUUUGACCUUGGUUCAAGUGCACCUUUAGAGAAUCCAAGUACAAGCGUAAAAGAUACUCUUAACAAUUUAGAUAAGAGUUGCAGGAAUAUUGAAAGUCAUGCCAGAAACUUUGAAGCAUAUGAACUACCAACAAUGUUAGAUAAGAAAGCAGAUAAAACAGAGCUUCAAACAUUAAAGACUCAGAUUCUUGAAACAUUAUAUCCUAUAGGUUCUAUUUAUACGUCAAUGAAUUCAACAAAUCCAGAAACAGUUUUAGGUUUUGGUACUUGGGAACAGAUUGUAGACAAAUUCUUAUACUGUGCUAACUCUUCAAAGCAAACAGGAGGUUCGAAGAAAAUUACUGAAGCAAACUUACCUGCGCACACUCAUACAGGAACUACAAACUUUUCUGGCGACCAUAGCCACUCAUUAAGAGACCAUCCAUUAUACAACUCAGAAUAUAAAGCUGGCAAUGACGUUUUAUCUCCAUCUUAUAACAAUGCAGCAAAAAAGACUUUUCGACCAACUGAACCAGGAGGAAAUCAUGUCCAUACUUUCACAACAAAUCCAACAGGCUCGGGUGCAGAUUAUAUGCCACCAUUUAUGACUGUAUUCGCAUGGUAUAGAGUUCAAUGA